Cynara cardunculus var. scolymus (artichoke) is the source of this 1800-nucleotide messenger RNA. RefSeq lists its product as uncharacterized. The record is from RefSeq and is a predicted model, not a curated record. Lineage: Eukaryota; Viridiplantae; Streptophyta; Magnoliopsida; Asterales; Asteraceae. The transcript has 4 exons. Bases 68 to 1375 code for a protein of 435 amino acids.
AGAUACUCUCUCAAUCAACCACAGUCCCACACGAUUAUCUCCGGUAUCUUCGUUAUCUCGAAUCCCAAUGGCCAUGGAGGAUGGAAGGUUAGCUCUGAUAUCAAAACGGAAAGUAUAUUCUCGGUGCGUCUCCCACGCUUACGACGAACUUCAGAGUUUCCGUUCAUGGCUCCGGUGGAUGUGCGUUGAUCAAUCUAAUGGUUGGACUGCUUCACUCUCAUGGUUCGUCUUCGUCAUCUUCACCAUCAUCAUCCCUAGCUUUUCUCAUUUCUUCCUCGCCUGCAGCAAUUGCGAUAACCAACACGCUAGGCCUUUUGAUAGCGUUGUUCAGUUGUCUUUGAGUGGUAUCGCUACGCUUUCGUUUGUUUCGUUAUCGCAAUUCAUGAGGAUCUAUGGUCUUCGGAGGUUUUUGUUUUUUGAUAAGCUUUGUGACGAAAGUGAGAUCGUAAGGAAGGGGUAUACUGAACAACUCAAUAGAUCACUUACAAUCCUCUCCAUCUUUGUUAUCCCUUGUUUUGCUGCUGAGAGUGCAUACAAGAUCUGGUGGUACAGUUCAGGUGCCACAGACAUUCCUUUUUUGGGCAAUGUUUUAGUGAGUGACACCCUAGCAUGCAUCUUGGAACUUUGCUCAUGGCUCUACAGAACGAUCGUGUUUUUCUUGGUCUGUGUCCUCUUCCGCCUCAUCUGCUACCUUCAAAUCCUCCGUUUGCAAGAUUUUGCUCAGGUUUUCCAGGUUGACUCUGAUGUUGACUCGGUAUUGAGGGAACAUCUCAGGAUCAGAAGGCACUUGAAAAUCAUUAGUCAUCGUUAUCGUGCUUUUAUAUUGUUGGCACUCAUCAUUGUUACAGUUAGUCAGCUUGCAUCACUCCUAGAUACUACCCGCCGCACUUCAGACAUCAGCAUUUUCAAAUCUGGUGAACUUGCACUUGUUUCUUUAAGCCUGCUUGCUGGGCUUAUGAUACUGCUUCGGAGUGCUACUAGGAUCACCCACAAGGCACAAGGUGUGACGUGCCUGGCCGCCAAGUGGCACGUGUGUGCAACGAUUGAUGUCUUUGAGUCACCUGAAGCUGAUACCGAAACUCCAACUAUCGGUGUUUUCAGCAGCCAGUCUUUCCCUUGUGAAGCAUCAUCUUCCGACUAUGAUGAUGUUGGUAGCGAAGAAGACGAGUUGGACAACACGAAACUCAUACCAGCUUAUGCUUACAGCACAAUCUCUUUCCAGAAAAGGCAAGCCUUAGUGACGUACUUCGAGAACAACAAAGCAGGGAUAACGGUGUUCGGGUUUAUGCUGGAUAGAAGUUCUAUACACACCAUAGUGACGAUAGAGAUGUCCCUCGUCUUAUGGUUACUCGGAAAGACCAUCGGUAUUUCUUGAUAAACAUAACAUGAAACCAAGAAAAUCGACAUAACCGCAAAAAAUGCAACAACUCGGUCAGUGUCACAUCGAUCAAUCACAUCAAGAGAGCCUCCUUUUGUAUCCAAACAUCUUUUUUUCUGACAAGGGCUGCCUACGAUCACGUAGAACACUGCGAAACGCUACACAAGAUCAUGCAUCGCGGGGUUGAAAAGAGGUCGGAAAGAGGGAAGGAAGCCGGAAAACGAGCUUUCAAGUAUUUCGGUUAUUAUGUUUUUCGGUUUGUUUCUUUUUUAACAUAUGGUUUGUUCCAUCAUUCCUUUUUCUUGUACUAUUUGUUGUGUUUGUUUUAGGGGAUAAAACUGGAAUGUAAGCGACAAGAACUGAUUGCAGUUUGUGAUGCUUGUGUGAUUGCUCCAUUUCGAUUGUAUAAAUGAACCUUUGUU